AUGUAUAUUGCUUGUGAGAGGAGUGACCAAUAUAGAGCGACAAAGAAGUUAAAACAUGAUGGCAACAAUACAUCAAGAAUAAUCGGUACGAAUAAGUGUGGUUGUCCUUUUGAUACGAGGGCUCACAGGUUUACCACACAUGAUGAAUGGACAUUGACCGUAGUAUGCGGAUUGCAUAAUCAUCCACCUGCGGAGCACCUUGAGGGACAUUCAUAUGCGGGGAGGCUAUCAAAGAACGAGAAAGCAUUGUUAAUGGAUAUGUCAAAGAGCAUGGUUCGACCAAAAGAAAUCCUAGUAACCUUGAAACAGCGAGAUGCCCUCAAUGUAAGCAUACUUAAAACCAUUUACAAUGUACGCUAUCGAAACAGGGUGGUACAGAGAGCUGGAAGAUCACAGAUGCAACACUUAUUAGGUGAAUUGGCCAAGUAUAAUUACAUUGAGCGCCAUCGAUAUCGUCUUCCUCUUCUUGAAAUUGUGGGAGUGACAUCAACUAAAAUGACAUUCUCUGUAGCUUUCGCAUACUUACAGUAUGAGAGGGUCGAUAACUAUGCGUGGGUGUUAACUAUAUUGCGUGAUGUCAUGGAUGGUUUUGUUGUGCCAACAAUUAUUGUUACUGACAGAGAGCUAGCCUUGAUUAACUCCAUACAGAAGAUAUUCCUAAGUGGCAGACAUUUAUUAUGUCGUUGGCAUAUCAGUAAGAAUGUAUUGACCAAAUGCAAGAAAAUAUUUGAGACACAGCAAAAAUGGGAGAAGUUCAACCAUGAGUGGAACUCUUUAGUGUAUUCAUCUUUUGAAAUUCAAUGCAAUGAGCGUCUUAAAUCUUUACUUAAGGAAUUCAGUAGUUAUCUUGAUGCAGUCAAGUACGUCAUGGAUACUUGGUUGGUUCCUUACAAGGACAAAUUUGUGGCGGCAUGGACAGACACGUGUAUGCAUUGUAGCAAUGCAUCAUUUGAGAAAAUACACAGUCUGCUUGAGUUGCAACACACUGAUAUCAAGGCUUCAUUUGAGAAAAGUCUAACGGUUGUGCAAUAUCAAUUUAAACCUUCUCAGUUCAGGGAGCUACAGGGUAAUGUGUCUAUCUCUGUAUUGGAGUAUUUGCUUGUAGAGAGUAAGAGCGCCAAUUCCAUUGGUAUUGAUGUUGAAGCUUGUGGAUGCGUCCUUCGCCACACUCAUGGUUUACCUUGUGCCUAUGAGAUUGCUGACUACAUCAGACAAGAUCGUCCUAUACCACUUGCUACCAUACACUCACAGUGGAGGCAACUUCAUAUCUCCGUAUGCAACAAAGAAGACGAAACAGAGAUGACUUGUCAUACAGAAGUAGAGUUGCUUGUGAACAAGUUUGAUGAAAGUGAUAGAACCAUGCGGUUGGAGCUUUUGAAGAAGUUGAAAGAGAUUGUAUAUCCGGGAAGCACUUUUCUUGUUGAGCUGGAGGUGAAGCCCAAAACACGUCCUCGGGAUCAUAAGAAGAUCAAUGUUUCUACCCGUCGUGACCCGUGUGCAUUUGAGUUUGUGCAAUCUAGACAUGAUUCCUUCUCACCUAGGGACACUCAAAUCACUACAUUAGUUUCUACUCUGCAAACCAAGAAGAAACGACCUGUUAAGGGAAAGGAGAAGGUGAAUCCGAAAGGGAAGGUAUAUAUUACUAGAACAGUGAAACCUGGUGCAUAUGUUGAUGCUUUCCCUUCUGGGUUGAAACCAUACAUUAAGUUUGUCAAUGAUGUAGCUGCAGAUGGGAAUUGUGGUUUCAGGGCUAUAGCUGCUUCAAUUGGUCAUACAGAAGAUGAUUGGGCUCAGGUUAGGCGUGACCUAUUGGGUGAGCUGCACACACACAAAGAGGAAUACAUUACUUUAUGGGUCCUACGAAAAAGGUUUGAAGAAUUGACAAACCCAGGAUGUAUCUUGCUUGUGAGAGGAGUGGCCAAUAUAGAGCAACAAAGAAGUUAA
This is a messenger RNA of Camellia sinensis, 1944 nucleotides long. The record is from RefSeq and is a predicted model, not a curated record. NCBI's taxonomy places the organism in Eukaryota, Viridiplantae, Streptophyta, Magnoliopsida, Ericales, Theaceae.